This is a messenger RNA of Synchiropus splendidus (mandarinfish), 1588 nucleotides long. It is a transcript of the gene actr6, whose product is annotated as actin related protein 6. Gene Ontology annotation, molecular function: nucleosome binding. Lineage: Eukaryota; Metazoa; Chordata; Actinopteri; Syngnathiformes; Callionymidae. The transcript is spliced from 11 exons. The record is from RefSeq and is a predicted model, not a curated record. Gene Ontology annotation, cellular component: Swr1 complex. Bases 98 to 1291 code for a protein of 397 amino acids.
ACAAGCAUGCGCGGAUUGGUUUGAAUCAAACCGUGAUGGCGGCUCUCGCGACUCGAUAGUACGUUAUCUUCCUCAGUAGUCCUGGUAAAAACGAUCGAUGAUGGCGACAUUAGUCUUGGACAACGGAGCAGCGACUGCGAAGAUCGGAUAUAGUCAAGACCCAGUCACAAUCAUCCCAAACUGUCAGUUCCGCUCCAAGACUUCCCGGCUAAAAACUUUCACUGCUGACCAGCUCGAUGAGAUCAAAGAUCCAUCUGGACUCUUCUAUAUCUUGCCCUUUCAGAAGGGUUACCUUGUCAACUGGGAUGUCCAGCGAAAGGUGUGGGACCACUUGUUUGGGAAGGACAUGUUCAAGGUGGAGUUUGCGGACACGAGCGUCAUCAUCACUGAGCCUUACUUCAACUUUUCGUCAAUUCAAGAGUCCAUGAAUGAGAUUCUCUUUGAAGAGUACCAGUUCCAGUCAGUACUCAGAAUCAAUGCUGGUUCACUUAGUGCCCAUCACUACUUCCACACGCACCUGUCGGAGCUCUGCUGUUUGGUGGUAGACAGUGGCUUUUCUUUCACACAUGUUGCUCCCUACUGCAGAAGCAAAAAGAUGAAGGAAGGCAUCCUCAGGAUCAAUGUUGGAGGCAAACUACUGACCAAUCACCUAAAGGAGAUCAUAUCUUAUCGACAGUUACACGUGAUGGAUGAGACUCAUGUUAUCAACCAGGUUAAAGAGGACGUCUGCUAUGUCUCUCAAGACUUUUAUAGGGACAUGGAGGUUGCGCAAUUAAAGGGAGAAGAGAACACUGUGAUGAAAGACUACGUUCUUCCAGAUUUCAGCUCCAUUAAGAAAGGGUUCUGUAAGGCUCGAGAGGACAUGGUGUACAACGGGAAGUACAAGACUGGGGAGCAGAUCCUUAGAUUAACAAAUGAGCGCUUCUCUGUCCCAGAAACUCUGUUCCACCCCUCAGACAUUGGGAUCCAGGAGAUGGGAAUCCCAGAGGCUAUUGUGGCUUCUGUCCAGUCUCUGCCAGAGGAAAUGCAGCCUCACUUCUAUAGUAAUAUUGUUCUUACCGGGGGAAACACUUUGUUUCCCGGCUUCAGAGAGAGAAUGGAGGCAGAGCUACGCUCUCUUGUUCCUGCCCACCUGCCUGUUUCUGUCACUCUUCCUGAAAAUCCUAUCAGCUACUCCUGGGAAGGCGGGAAGCUUCUCGCGCACAGUCCAGACUAUGAUGAAAUGGUGGUGACCCGGGAAGAGUAUGAGGAAAAUGGACAUUGUAUCUGUGAAGAAAAGUUUGAUAUAUGAUCAGAGCAAAUUCUGGUCCGUUUGCCUAUGCCUUUGUCUGUUUAUCAUGUUCAAUGCCUAAGUCAUGUGCAUGGACAUGCUCUUGUGGAUUGUUGCUGCCAUUGAUACAUGUUUUUUUUUUUUUUUUUUUAAACAAGAACAAGAUUGUUGGUGUUGUUUUUCUGUCUCAGAAAGUGGAUUGGCCAAUUGUUUUUUGAUAUUAGGAUUACAAAUUUUAUUUUUCUACAAAAAGGCAAAUGGUAACUUUUUGGUGGUUAUCUCAAUAAAUAUGGGCAUAAAAACUCUUCAUAACAGUUA